Cyclocybe aegerita is the source of this 540-nucleotide messenger RNA. Lineage: Eukaryota; Fungi; Basidiomycota; Agaricomycetes; Agaricales; Hemipholiotaceae. The record is from the annotation of a GenBank genome assembly.
AUGGUCUCCACCCACCUUGCCUUCCGUCUGCUGCUCGCCCUCAGCGCCAUGAGCGCUACUCGAGCAUACUACGACGAUGAAGACAUGCUCGCUGUCCGCGAGUACUACGACGAGGUCGAGGGCAUCUCUUCCCGCGAGCUUGGGCUUGCCUACACCGCUCGCGACUACGACGACACCCCCAGCUACUACACCCGCGGGUACGCAGACGGGGACGACUUCGUGCUGAGCCGUCGAGCGCUCGCCUCCUUGGGUGUGCGCGCCGACGACAUCUCGCACGUGCUCGUCCUUCGUGCGCCGCCGCCUGGCAAGGGCCGUAGCCCGUCACCCGCGUCCAAGGCCGAGUACGAGAAGCAGUUGAAGAAACAUGAGGAUGAGCUGAAGAAGGCGAAGGCGAAGCUCAAGGACGCGAAGGCGAAGAAGGCGGCGGCGACGAACGAUAAGGACAAGAAGUUCUGGGGGAAGGAGGAGGCGAGCGCGCGCGAUAUGGUCAACUACGAGAACGAGGAGAUCGCUGAGUACAAGAAGCUCCUCAAGAAGUAG